UUUUUUCUUCAGUUACGCCUCUUUUCGUUUGGCUCUAUACGAUGGAAGAACCGGGUCAUGAAACGGGUAUUCCGGGUCGCAGACAAUCGGAUCUGAAGCAAUCGUUCAGAAAAGCUGUUCGUUAUCUUCUCACUGCUUGCUCCAGAGAGGAUUUUCUUGAUAUUUUCUCGAAAUUCGAUGUGGCUGAGCAAAAUAGGCUUUAUUGGUUGACUACUCAGGUGAUCGUGAAUUUGCAUCAGUCAUUAGAGGGUGAGUUCGAUGCACAGUGUCAAGAAUAUCAGGUUGGACCAAUUCUUGAUAAAGUUGAGCAGAUGGUUGAAGAACAGAGUUUGGAUCCGUUGUUCUCUGCUAAGAGCAAUGUUAUGGAGUUAGCAAAUGACUUAACAACAGCUAAGAAGAGCGAGAUACAAAGAUUAACAGCUUUGCUUCAGGGGGCUGAAGAACAUAAUCGUCAAAUGGAAGCUCGGAUCAGGCUGCUCAGGGAGCAACCACAAGAGGCCUCGGACACAGCUAAUGCAAUCAAAAAGCUGAAAACUGGGAUCACAGCCUACUUUGGAGGAAAUGACAAGCUGCCUCCAAUAUAAGUUUCAAGACAUUUGCAGUGGAAAAAAUGUGGAACUAUCAUCUCUGCAUAUAAGUUUAUUAGCGUAUUAUUAACCUAGUCGCAGUCACUUGCUACAUGUGUAAACCACUUAGAAGCUGAGAUUAAACCGGUUUAUGUAUUUUGUUCUACUUAGCUGAUUCAAUUAAGAUGAGUGAUAACUUUGGUGUUUCUUAGAUUA
Molecule: messenger RNA, 782 nt
Organism: Brassica oleracea var. oleracea
Lineage: Eukaryota; Viridiplantae; Streptophyta; Magnoliopsida; Brassicales; Brassicaceae
Exons: 8
Coding region: 42-584 (180 amino acids)
Biological process (GO): chromosome segregation
Cellular component (GO): MIS12/MIND type complex
Source: RefSeq, a predicted model, not a curated record